ACCCCUCUCGGCCUUGUCUAGGGUGCAGCUUUCUGGGGUUGGGGGGGUUCCUUUCCCCAGCAUUGAGGCCUGCUCACUUCCAGCCCACAACGACCGCGCUCUGGCACUUCUCAGUGCCAGGCUACCGCUCGGCCCUAGCGUCUGCAUGGACAAACCCUUACCUGUGAUCCCUGGUGACCACCCCACAGCUCUAACAACCCUUAUGUUCCCGCCGCCCUCCCCUUUCCCAGCUGACUUCUGGUGAUCCCCCCACAGGGUGAUACCCGGCAACUCUCACCGCCCCCUUGACCCUUUGACUUCCAUCAACCCCAGACCUGCCGUGGUGACCCCCACAGCCCCUAGACUGCCUCCUGGCGCCUUCCAUAGGUCCUGUGUGACUCUCUCGGAGUAGAGAAGGCCUCUUGCAUGGUCCUUUGCAGAGGCCUGACGGCCCCCGGGGAAGAGUGGGGGGAGAGCGAAGAACGGGUUAGCCCCAAGAAUCAGGCAGGACCAGCCCUAGAAGUAGGAAUCCGAAUCCUGAGCGUGCACCCAGACGGGGAUUAUGAGUUCUUGCGUCCUGGGCCGGGUUGUGGCGGCCCUCCCACAAGGUUCCCGGGGCCGCCCCGGUCACGUGGCAGGCGGGGCAGGCAGGUAACUAGCCUGGAGACGGCUUGGGCCGGUAGCCGCCCCGCCCCGCGGGGCGCCACGGGCGGGUCUCGGCAGCGCCCACUGAGCCAGCCGGGCCGCAGGUGCCGCCCCCGACACACGGUGUCCCGCCCAAGCUGAUCCGCGUCUGCCGUCGGUCGGUGCCUGCGUGCGCCUCGUCGGUCCGCGUGUGUCUGGCCGAGCGCCGCCUUCCUCUGCGGCCAUGACUCCGCCGCCGCCCCCGCCCCCAGGCCCUGACCCUGGGGCCGACCCCGCCGCAGACCCCUGCCCCUGUCCCGGAUCACUGGUCGUCCUGUUCGGGGCUACGGCGGGUGCGCUGGGACGGGACCUGGGCUCGGAUGAGACCGACUUAAUCCUCCUAGUCUGGCAAGUGGUUGAGCCGCGGAGCCGCCAGGUGGGGACGCUGCACAAAUCUCUGGUUCGCGCCGAGGCGGCCGCACUGAGUACGCAAUGCCGCGAGGCUAGCGGCCUGAGCGCCGACAGCCUGGCGCGGGCAGAGCCGCUGGACAAGGUGCUGCAGCAGUUCUCACAGCUGGUGAAUGGGGAUGUGGCUCUGCUGGGCGGAGGCCCGUACAUGCUCUGCACUGAUGGGCAGCAGCUAUUGCGACAGGUCCUGCACCCUGAGGCCUCCAGGAAGAACCUGGUGCUCCCUGACACAUUCUUCUCCUUCUACGACCUCCGAAGAGAGUUCCAUAUGCAACAUCCAAGUACCUGCCCUGCCAGGGACCUCACUGUGGCCACCAUGGCACAGGAUUUAGGACUGGAGACAGAUGCCACAGAGGAUGACUUUGGGGUCUGGGAAGUGAAGACAAUGGUAGCUGUUAUCCUCGAUCUACUCAAAGAGUCCAGCAGUCAAUUGUUUUCGAAGCCUGAGGUGAUAAAGCAGAAAUAUGAGACGGGCCCUUGCUCUGACAGCAAUGUGCCCUGCCCCUACAGCAGCAAGGCAGAUGUGGUGGACAGUGAGACUGUGGUACGGGCUCGUGGGUUGCCCUGGCAGUCAUCAGACCAGGACGUGGCUCGAUUCUUCAAAGGGCUCAACGUGGCCAGGGGUGGUGUAGCACUCUGCCUCAACGCCCAGGGCCGCAGAAAUGGUGAGGCCCUCAUCCGCUUUGUGGACAGCGAGCAGCGGGACCUAGCGCUGCAGAGACACAAGCAUCACAUGGGCGUCCGCUAUAUUGAGGUGUAUAAGGCGACAGGGGAGGAGUUUGUAAAGAUCGCAGGGGGCACAUCACUAGAGGUGGCUCGUUUCUUGUCACGGGAAGACCAAGUGAUCCUGCGGCUGCGGGGACUGCCCUUCUCGGCUGGGCCAAUGGAUGUGCUAGGCUUCCUGGGGCCAGAGUGCCCAGUGACUGGGGGUGCUGAGGGGCUGCUCUUUGUGCGCCACCCUGACGGCCGGCCGACUGGUGAUGCCUUCGCCCUCUUUGCUUGUGAGGAGCUGGCACAGGCUGCACUGCGCAGGCACAAGGGCAUGCUGGGUAAGCGAUACAUUGAACUCUUCCGGAGCACUGCAGCCGAGGUGCAGCAGGUCUUGAACCGCUAUGCAUCUGGCCCACUCCUUCCCACACUGACUGCCCCACUGCUGCCCAUCCCCUUCCCACUGGCACCUGGGACUGGGAGGGACUGUGUACGCCUCCGAGGCCUGCCCUACACAGCCACCAUUGAAGACAUCCUGAGCUUUCUGGGGGAGGCAGCAGCUGACAUCCGGCCCCAUGGUGUGCACAUGGUGCUCAACCAGCAGGGCCGGCCAUCGGGCGAUGCCUUCAUCCAGAUGACAUCAGCAGAGCGAGCCCUAGCUACUGCUCAGCGUUGCCAUAAGAAGGUGAUGAAGGAACGCUACGUGGAGGUGGUCCCCUGUUCCACAGAGGAGAUGAGCCGUGUGCUGAUGGGGGGCACCUUGGGCCGCAGUGGCAUGUCCCCUCCGCCCUGCAAGCUGCCCUGCCUCUCACCACCUACCUACGCCACCUUCCAAGCCACCCCAACACUCAUUCCCACGGAGACGGCAGCUCUAUACCCCUCUUCAGCACUGCUCCCAGCUGCCAGGGUACCUGCUGCCCCCACCCCUGUUGCCUACUAUCCAGGGCCAGCCACUCAACUCUACCUGAACUACACAGCCUACUACCCAAGCCCCCCAGUCUCCCCCACCACUGUGGGCUACCUCACCACACCCACUGCUGCCCUGGCCUCUGCUCCCACCUCAGUGUUGUCCCAGCCAGGAGCUUUGGUCCGCAUGCAGGGUAUCCCAUACACAGCUGGUAUGAAGGAUCUGCUUAGCGUCUUCCAGGCCUACCAGCUACCUGCUGAUGACUACACCAGUCUGAUGCCUGUUGGUGACCCACCUCGCACUGUGUUACAAGCCCCCAAGGAAUGGGUGUGUUUGUAGGAGAGAAAGCCAGGAGGUAAGAGCCAGCUGAUAUCCUCAGUGAACAUGUCUCUCCUGCAUCCAGAAGACCAGCACCCUCAACCUGGUAGCUUCUUUCUGGCUUGUCAAAGCUCUCAGAAGGUACCUAGAGGAGCCCAAGCCCCACCCUCCACUUAUUCUUCUGCCUGUUUCCCCCAAAGACAAUGGCUGAACCCUGCAUGCAGGGCUAGGGGUGGAAUGGGGCUAACCGGCUCCUGAUGGCCUGAGCCAGGCAUCUUGACUGGCACCUGGAGAGCCCUUUAGUGUGUCCUGGCUGUGGCCCAUGCCAACAGAUAUGGUGGGGCUGAUAGGUCCACGGCAGACUUGCUUUCUUUUUUAAAAUGGAAGCUCUGGUACCUUCAAUGUAUGAUUCCUGGGAGAAUCAAGGGUCCAUCUGAGCCUCUGAGUAAAGAUCCCAAUGUUCCACCUCCCCCUGUCCCUCUGGUGGGGGAUAAGGAGGCAGAGAGAGCCAGCCCUACCCUCAGAAUAUCUGGACCUCAGAGACCAUGUUGUGCCAGGGAUGGUCCCACCUAAAGAUGCUAGCCCCUCUCCAGGUGGGCAUAAGGAGUAACAGAUGGCAAAACCACGAUCUAUUUUGAUGGACUGUGCUGCAGUAUCACCAGAAGACAUUAGGGGGCAGGAGGCCCCCACACUAAAACUCAGGCUUGACUUUUAAAGGGGACUUUGCCAACUUUUCUUGUAUGCCUUCGGAAAGCCCGUUGCCCUGAACCCAGCAGACACUGUGGAAUGUCCUUUGCACGCAUUAAAUGGUACAGAACUGAAGCCUCGGAAGCAAUUUGGAACUCGAUUUUCUCUUCCUUAAAUGAAAAGUUAUUAACCAAAUGGACUUUUUAAAAGCCACAGGACCCUUAACUUUGCCCCAAAGUGAGGAGUUCCACACCAACCCCAGGCAGAGGAACACUCAGACAGAUUAAGGAGACUGUUGACCUGUCAUUGUUUAUUAUUUCAGCACUAAAACUGAGGAGCCUCAACUGCUGGCUCUUCUUCCCUUUGUAUUUGUGUAAGGAGCACCGCACUCCCAUAAAAGGUUUUAAAAUACAAAAUGUACAAGAACACACAAUUCCAAGUGCUGUAAACAUAACUGAGAACCAGUUCCUUUACUAAACAUCCAUUUUAUAAAUCACAAGGUUUCAAUUUGAGCCCAUCUGAGCCUUAAAGAUCCAUUCUGAAUACCAAAGACAAGGCUUCACAGCCAGGCCCAGAAGAGGUCUGGUGAUAAUGGCUGGCCCUGGGUGGGGAUAGUUUACACCUGGGCAGCAGCACCACACAUGAACCCGAAGACAUGUUCCUUUUAAAGCUGUUUUCAGCCAUGUUUCUCUGUGCAUCUCCAGUAAGCAGAAGGCUACUCAUUCCAUUCCUCAACCCAAGAGCUAGCACAGUUAGAGUAGGAGGGGGUGCAUACUAGCACGUGCCCAGUUGCUCAGUGCUGCUACUAUAAAUUGAUUUGCAUAGUCCAAUGGAUGUGUGCUUUAACACCACUAAGUUGCACAAAAAUUUAAGUCUUUAUCUACAAAGCCAAAAAAUAUUGACUCUUAACACCAAAGCUUUUACAAAGCUGAUAUAAAAAUGCUUACAUAAUAUACAAAGCUCUAUUUUAAAAUUUAAUGUUUAUUUUAAAUAGGAAAGCAUUUCUAGUGCUACAGGCAUCAAGGUAUUUAGAAGGCAUCAAAAUUUGGUGCAUAGCAACUCUGGAUCAUAGAGGCUUUUAAUUCUUGAGGGCAGCAAAGCAGCCCCCAAAGGGUAUUGCAAGGGGAACUCUUGCAAUAAUCCCAUGUGAGGCAGCUACACCAGGGGCAAAAGGGUAGAGGCAAGUCUGGCCAUUUCUCUGGAAUGUCAAUCGAGAGGCCAACUUCUUGCCCCUCCAAAGGAAGCUGUGGGCUUCCAACCACAGGCCCAGAAGCAAAUCUCACUAUCCACAUUCUGUGACACAACUCACUUUUCAAGAAAAUUUGAAACCACCCAGCUCCAGGAGGGGCCACAGUGAUCUGCUGAAGGACAGACCUUUUUCUCUAACUUUAGGGGAGAAAUCUGAAAUAUAUUUUUGUUUUUUUUUUAAAGACCAUACUUCCUCAUCCUGAGUCAACAGCUCCAACCCUACUGACAACAGGUGGUGGGCAAUAGGCCAGCUCCCUUUCCCAGGCCUGAAUUGGCCUCAGUAGAGAGAGUCCUGGCAUCAAGGGCCUGCAGUCUCCUGGAAUAACAGCAUCAGGCCUUCAACCAGCACACUGUCUCACAUA
This is a messenger RNA of Chlorocebus sabaeus (green monkey), 5301 nucleotides long. It is a transcript of the gene ESRP2, whose product is annotated as epithelial splicing regulatory protein 2. Gene Ontology annotation, molecular function: RNA binding. The record is from RefSeq and is a predicted model, not a curated record. NCBI's taxonomy places the organism in Eukaryota, Metazoa, Chordata, Mammalia, Primates, Cercopithecidae.